This is a messenger RNA of Lachancea fermentati, 1050 nucleotides long. NCBI's taxonomy places the organism in Eukaryota, Fungi, Ascomycota, Saccharomycetes, Saccharomycetales, Saccharomycetaceae. The record is from the annotation of a GenBank genome assembly.
AUGUCAAAGCCAGUUGUUUUAAGAUUAGGUGCCAUUAAGUACGCUCAAGAAGCAUGGGAGGAGCUUUCCAAGAUCGCUAAAGUGGUUACUAUAGAUCCAUCAACCACCCGUUCGCAAUUUCUUGCUCUUUGCCAAGAUCCUUCGAGUGAGGUGUCUAAAGCGCAGGUAAUUUCAAGAACAUUUGCAAGUGUGCAGCAAACUGGUCGUUUCGAUCAAGAAUUGGCCAAGGUAUUGCCUUCUUCAGUAGUUGCUAUCUGCCACAAUGGUGCGGGAUACGAUCAGAUCGACACGCCUUUCUUUAAGGAGAAAAAGAUUCAAGUCAGCAACGUUCCAGAGCUAGUUAACGAUGCGACAGCAGACACGCAUGUCUUUUUGCUUCUUGGGGCACUUAGAAACUUCGAGUACGGUCAUCGCUUGAUGCUCGAAGGUAAGUGGCCUUCUUCUGGGGCAGCUGCAGGCGCCCCAGUAGGACAUGACCCAGCAGGCAAAACCGUCGGUGUAUUGGGUCUUGGAGGAAUUGGCCGUUCGAUUGUGGAGAGACUACAACCAUUCGGAUUCAAGAAGUUUAUCUACCACAACAGAAAUAGACUAUCCCCUGAAUUGGAAAACGGUUGUGAGUACGUAUCUUUUGAAGAAUUGUUGAAGCAAUCCGACGUCGUUUCCAUCAACAUUCCCUUGAACCCACACACAAGGCACAUAAUUGAUGAGGCAGCAAUUUCUAAGAUGAAGGAUGGCGUAGUGAUUGUAAACACAGCAAGAGGUGCUGUGAUUGACGAGGCUGCUUUAAUUGCGGCCUUGAAGUCCGGUAAAGUCAGAUCUGCUGGUAUGGAUGUCUUCGAGCAUGAACCUCAAGUUCCUCAGGAACUACUAGACUUGCCUAACGUUUGUGCAGUUCCACAUAUGGGCACCCAUACAGUUGAGACUAUCAAGAAAAUGGAAGAGUUUGUAGUUGAGAAUGUUAAAUCAGUGAUAGAGUCUGGUAAGGUUUUGACUAUUGUCCCUGAGUUGAAGAAUGAAGCCUGGGUUAACGCGGUUAAACCUCUAGUCUAA